UUCAGUACCAAAAGCGGUAACCCCGAGCUACACUCGGGAAUACCAUGCGGCGCUGCUCCGGCAUGUGUUCUUCACUUUACCUUACCCUGCGCUCCCACGAUGUGUGUCCCCCUGCAGUGUCCCCGGCCAUCUCCUCCGGCCGAUGCCGGCAUCCGGCUUCUGUCUCCUGUCCCUGUGACGUCGGGACGUACGGGCGCCGCCGGCGGCGGGAAAUUUAAAAAAUUUAAAAAUUUUAAAAAAUGUCAUUUUUUUUUUUUUUUUCAUUUUACACAUGCUUUGUCCGGCGCCCUGCCUGCAUUUUGUCUGUUCUUUCUG
Molecule: messenger RNA, 315 nt
Organism: Staurois parvus
Lineage: Eukaryota; Metazoa; Chordata; Amphibia; Anura; Ranidae
Source: the annotation of a GenBank genome assembly